AUGUCCUCCCCCCAAGGUGAAGAGGUCGCGGCCUUUGCUCCUGUCGAGCCGGCAGAGAGUACCAAAGAUAAUGAGAAGGCAGUAGCAUUUGAGGACAAUGAGUCUGCCUUGAAGGCUCUCAGCGCCACCGUCCGCGAUCAAGAUGACCUCGAGCGCGACAUCUCCCACCAGGCCAGCGUGGCUCUCCUGGAACUCGAGGAAAACAAAGACAACAACCGCAUCUCACGGGCAACAGCUAGAAAGUUGAAGUUCAUGGACCAGAAACAGGCCCAGCAACAAAAAUUGGUCAAUGCGCGGGGCAAGCCGACUUUGCAAGCCACCAUUCAGAAGGAGAUUGCCCGAAUCGAUGCCGAGAUCGAGUUGAUAGAAAAGGAUAUCGCAGAUAUCACCGCUCGUAUAGAGGAACGACGCCAGGCUGGACCGGACAAGCCAGUCGCCACGGACUCGGCCAAGGGCAGACUCCCCGGCGAGUCUCACCGAGAUUUCCUCAUCCGCACCGGCAAGAUUACUCCCUUCACAAAGAUUGGAGGUUCGCGAGAGGGUAUUGUUGGCGACCUUGCAAAUGCUAUCGUCGAUGCUGAGGACGAGGCCGUGGCUGAAGACAUCGAGCAUGAGCUGGCGGCGGAUCAGAUCCGUUCUCACCGAAAUCUUCGGGUACCUGGUUUCGCUGAAGAGGAGGACGACGAUCUCGGUUCGGGUGCUGUAGCGAGCGAGUUUUCACUCCGACCUCGCAAGAAGCGCAAAACUCAGAGACAGGCUGAUUCGUCUGACGAGUUCGAGCCAGCAUCGGCGGGUUCUCCUGAGUCGAUACUCACAAGUCCGUCUGAGGACUAUGACAUGACUGAUAUCACCCGGACCAAAGCACGGAAGCGACCAAAAAGUUCUAAAGCUACAGAGGAUGCCGAGGGCACUAUUGAUUUCAGUAAGAUCGACGACGGCAACGAGUCGGCAUACCGGCGACGUUUGGCAGAUUGGAUUGAGCGCAGGAGCCGCGCCAGGCGGCGCAGACAAGAGCGUGACGGUCUUGCUGCGGGGAAUGAUGAUGACGAAAAGGAGUGGUUCAAGCCCUCGCCGGAUCAGCCCGACCAUCAAUUUGAGGGCGGCCUCAAGUUGCCUGGGGACAUCUACCCAUCCCUAUACGAUUAUCAGAAGACUGGUGUCCAGUGGCUAGGGGAACUCUUUGAUCAGAAGGUCGGGGGCAUUGUCGGCGAUGAGAUGGGCCUUGGCAAGACUAUCCAAAUCAUCUCCUUUCUUGCGGCUCUACACUACAGCAAGAAGUUGACCCGGCCUACCCUCAUCGUGGCUCCUGCCACCGUGCUUCAGCAGUGGGUGGAGGAAUUCCACAAGUGGUGGCCGCCCAUGCGAGUAUCCAUUCUACAUUCUUCUGGCAGUGGCAUGUUGAAUGUUCGCAACGAGGGUCAUUUUGAAGAUGACGACAUGCUGGAAGAGGGAGUCAAACCUACAAAGUCGAGCAAGUCUGCCAAGAAGAUCGUCGAUCGUGUGCUCCAGCAUGGUCACGUCCUGGUCACCACGUACGCAGGUCUUCAGACGUAUGGAGACGUGCUGAUACCUGUCGAGUGGGACUAUGCCGUGUUGGAUGAAGGACACAAGAUCCGGAAUCCGAACACGGCAGUCACCAUUCUGUGCAAGGAGCUUCUCACCCCUAACCGGAUCAUCCUGUCGGGCACUCCCAUGCAAAACAACCUGAUCGAGCUCUGGUCUAUUUUUGACUUUAUCAAUCCGAUGCGUCUGGGAUCUCUCGUAGCCUUCCGCAACCAGUUCGAAGUGCCCAUCAGAUUGGGUGGAUACGCCAAUGCGACCAAUGUGCAGGUCAUGACGGCGCAGAAGUGCGCCGAGACGUUGAAGGAUGCCAUCAGUCCGUAUCUUCUGAUGCGCAACAAGAACGAUGUCGCAGCAGAUUUGCCAAAGAAGCGUGAGCAGGUCCUCUUCUGCGGCUUGACAAAAUGGCAACAGAAUGCCUACGAGGUCUUUCUCAGGUCUGAGGAAGUGAGUGCCAUCCUAAAGAAGACGCGGAAUUCGUUGUAUGGCAUCGAUCACCUGAGGAAGAUCUGCAAUCACCCUGACCUGGUAUAUCCAAAUCUCAAGAAGCGGACGGACUAUAAGUGGGGCGCAGCCAAUAAGUCGGGCAAGAUGCAAGUGACCAAGUCCCUUGUGACAAUGUUCAAGCGUCUUGGCCACAAGACGCUGCUCUUCAGCCAGAGUGUUCAAAUGCUGGAUAUUCUGGAAGCAUUCGUUCGCGGCCAGGAUGGCAUUGGUUACGUCCGCAUGGAUGGAAAAACUGCUGUCAAGGAGAGACAGAGGCUUGUCGAUCAAUUCAAUAAUGACCCAAAAGUUGACCUCUUCCUCCUGACCACUAAAGUUGGUGGCCUGGGGGUCAACCUCACAGGUGCUAACAGGGUCAUUAUAUAUGAUCCCGACUGGAACCCAUCGACCGAUAUACAGGCUCGUGAGAGGGCCUGGCGCCUUGGUCAGAAGAGGGAAGUUAGUAUCUACCGCCUCAUGACGGCCGGCACUAUCGAGGAGAAGAUUUACCAGCGACAAAUCUGGAAGCAAGUCAUGGCCAACAAAGUCUUGAAAGAUCCUACACAGCGCGCGUCGCUUAACGAGAGCGACCUACAAGACUUGUUCAGUCUCGGCACCGACCACUCCAAUGGUACCGAGACAGGUCGGAUCUUCAAGGGCAUCCGGAACGAGAAAGCUGAAGAGGACAAAGAGCUUCAAGGGAUUGAUGGCGUUGCCGGCCUCGAGGAGUACAAAGUGGACGAAGAAGGGGGCGUCGCAAAUCAAGAGGAGGACCGCAUCAUGGCCGGCAUCUUCUCCAAGGGGGUCCACGAAGCUCUUGAGCAUGACGAGGUCAUGAGUGGCGUCAACGGCAAAAAGGCUGUCCGACCUGACCGCGCCAUCCUGCAGCGAGAGGCGGACCGUGUAGCUGGGGAAGCCGCCCAACACCUACGUCGCUCCGGUCAGCAAGCAGAAAAUGUUCCCAUUGGCACGGUCACCUGGACAGGCGAAGUUGGCGAGGCGGGACGCCCACGCCAGAUACAAGCUGGUCGAGCUCGCGUCGGAGGUCUCUCAUCCGGUGUGCUCUCGGGGAUUAGGGGCCGCCAGGGCAUCGCCGGAGGGAGCGCGAGCAGCUCGCGGUCAGUGACGCCGACGUCGUCGAGGCGGCCGCUGGGAGUCAAGGACUUCAAGGAAAUGAUCCCACCCUUUCUCCGGCUUCAUGGUGGCAAGGCGCCAAGCAAGGUCCUGGUGGACCAUUUCAACCCCCAUUGCCAGACCAAGAAGUCCAUUGACGCAUUCAGGGCGGCGUUGGACGUGGUGGCAAAGCUCGAGCAGCGGGGAAGUAGUAGUAUGCGGUCGAUCUGGGCGUUGAAGCCAGAUUACAAAUAA
Cryphonectria parasitica EP155 is the source of this 3411-nucleotide messenger RNA. RefSeq lists its product as uncharacterized. Gene Ontology annotation, molecular function: ATP-dependent chromatin remodeler activity; ATP binding. Bases 1 to 3411 code for a protein of 1136 amino acids. Gene Ontology annotation, cellular component: nucleus. NCBI's taxonomy places the organism in Eukaryota, Fungi, Ascomycota, Sordariomycetes, Diaporthales, Cryphonectriaceae. The record is from RefSeq and is a predicted model, not a curated record. Gene Ontology annotation, biological process: transcription-coupled nucleotide-excision repair. The transcript is spliced from 3 exons.